GGUAACGGAACACGUAAUGCGGUCGACGUAGGGGGGCAGAGCAUCUCGCUGCAUCUGGAUUUUUUUUAAGCAGGUGGGGUUCUGCCGGUUUUGUAAAUGAAACUCUUCCACGGAAUUCUUGGCAAUAAGCCCUUUCGCUGUCCUCACAGUUGCCAUGAGCAGUGAGCUGAACGUGCCGAUGGGUUCCCCGGCCAUCGGGGGGUCGGAGCGAGUGCAGGACGGAGGGGGAAUGGAUUACAGGGACUGGGUACGCCGGAGCUACCUGGAGCUGGUCACCUCGAACCACCAUUCCGUACAGGCGCUGUCAUGGAGGAAGCUCUAUCUGAGCCGCGCCAAGCUCAAGGCUUCCAGCCGUACCUCGGCCUUACUCUCGGGGUUUGCCAUGGUUGCCAUGGUGGAGGUCCAGCUGGAGAUGCAGUACAACUACCCUCGCUUCCUGCUCAUCGCCUUCAGCGUGUGCACCACGGUGCUGGUGGCAGUGCACCUCUUCGCCCUGCUCAUCAGCACCUGCAUCCUGCCCAACGUGGAGGCGGUGAGCAACAUCCACAACCUCAACUCGGUCAGCGAGUCCCCGCACGAGCGCAUGCACCACUACAUCGAGCUGGCCUGGGGCUUCUCCACCGCCCUGGGCAUCCUGCUCUUCCUGGCCGAGGUGGUGCUCCUCUGCUGGAUAAAGUUCCUGCCGGUCGACUCGGGGGCCGUCCGGCCCAACUGCACCACGGCGAACCCUCCCCCGCCCGGGUACAGCGGCUGGCAGGCCGCUCUGGCCUCCACCAUCAUCAUGGUGCCCGUGGGCCUGAUCUUCGUGGUCUUCACCAUCCACUUCUACCGCUCGCUGGUGCGCCAUAAGACGGAGCGCCACCACCAGGAGAUCGAGGAACUGCACAAGCUCAAGGUGCAGCUGGAUGGCCACGACCGCGGCAUCCAAGCCGUCUGAACAGCCCCCGCCCUCCGCUCCAACCCGCCCCCUUCUUGGCUCCCUUCCCGCUCCUCCGGUUCUUGGCCUGUACCGGCUUGUCUCCCAAAGCGCCGCCACCUCCGAAAUCUGUUUCAGCGCUCACAAUAAAUGUUGCUUGGUGACUUCCUCUGUUUCGGAGAUUCGAGUAAGCCUCGGGCCCUGACCCCUGAGUCCAGCGUCCCAAGUGUUUGUGUGUUGGUUGUAGGCUAGAAUAUGGUCCCUAUAUGUGAGAUAUGCUACCCUUGUGUCUGGUGUAUGUGCUGUAUUAAUAAACCGAAAGACUUUAUAAAGACAAAAGAAAGUUUACAGGUAACCUUAAGGGCUAAUUUGUUUUCAGUUUAAUUUACUUUUGUAUGUUUUUUUACUUUUUUAUUAUUAUUUCUAUGGUGGCAACUUUUACAUUCUGCUCCUAUGUAAGCAUGUAAAUGAAAAUGCGGGUGUAAGGAAUAGAUUGCAACUGAAAUCCAAAUAAGAAAGUCGACCUUUCAUUUCUUGUGUGGUGAUGUGGCUAGGGCAGGAAACCACCAUGCGUACAUUGACGCUCGAGUUUAGUAUUUCCAUUCAACUGGUGCAAGUGUCCUGUGCAGUUUCCAAGACAGAGAGGAACAUGUUAAUGAGGUCCAAUCAGGAACCAAACAAAAGCUGACCAGAUCAUCUCUGGUCAGGUUGACUUCGUAUAGGAGAAAGCAUGGGCCAGCAUAGACUGUUCUGUUUUGGUAUAAUGGUUUCAUUUAUGACUAUACCCUUAGCAGCUAUGUGCAUGUCUCAGGUCUGCAGUUACCUUAAGGUUAUUUGCUAACUGAGCAAAAGGAUAAUGCAGUGUAAGUAAACAACUUUAUGUGCACACAAAAGAGUUCAUAGUGAUACAAAAUUGGCAUUCACAUGGCAGGGUCAUCUAUACUUGAACCAGAGAUUAAACGUAUACUAAGCUGUGCAAUACAUUUGGAGGAAAAUAUUAUUUUCCAGUUUCAAAUUUGUGUUUAGUCUGUUAGGCAUUUCGGCCCUCUUCAUUCUAAUGAUGAAAUGUGCUUUGUGUAUAACUUGGAUCAACACAUUUAAGCAACCUUUUAGAUUCAUAAACAGUGGGUGGCUCAUAUUAUAAGAGAAUAUAUUAAUAAUUUAAGAAUAAAUUAUUAAAGUUUAAGGAAGAAGUAUAACAGUGAGAUUUGGCUAUCCGUACAAUGUCUUGCAGACAGGAAAAGGUUCUGGUAGUUUUCACACUUUACAUACACAGGUUUAGUUAAUUGAAAGCUUUUCAAGUGCUUAUUAAGAACCUUUCUUUUUAAAUUGGCUUUUGCUGCAUAAAUUUCAGGUGUGGGCCGAAACCAGGGUAAAGCUUUAUUUUACUGUACCAUUGUACAGGUAGAUGUGUUCUUGUUACAUUAUUUCAGUGUCAAACGCUGACAUGCUUAAAAUAAAAAUAAAAUAAAAUAAAAAAAUGUUAUCAACAUAGGUUUUGGUCAAGCUCUUAGGAACCUGAUGGGUUUGGUCCUUUUUCCAAUGGAACUGAAUGUUUGGGACAUGUAGCUUUUUAUGAGCAGGAAGUAAAUGAUGGGAGAACGGUUGCCAUUAUUUUAUUUUGUUGCUGCGUCUGUAAAGAAAAGGAAAACAUUCCAGUAUAUGACCUUUCAGCAAGGGUGUAAUUUAUUUUUUUGAAGGGAUAGGGGGUUAUGAUGUUACAAAAUGGGCCAAAUACUAUAAUAUUAAUAGUGUCAAAUAAUAUAGCAUGAUAAUGAUGAGUCAUUUCACAUAAUAAACAGGAAGAAACAUGUCAUUUCCUCAUAGAAGCCAUCGGAAAUGAUAAUUUCGCAGCUGUUCUUUAAAGAUUUCUUUCAGGGGGGCAUGCCCACAGACACCCUUACAGGGUUGUAGUCUAUGCAUUUCACCCCCCCCCCCCCAAACCAAACCAAACCAAACCAAAUGAUGUGCUUGUCUGUUCGACCAAGAUAUGUCUGCUUCAUGUCUCUGACACAAGAGGAAGCUGAAGUGCACUUGUAGUCUAGUUCAAUACUUUAAGCAAAAUUUCGCAGGCCAUUCAAUUAGAGCACAAAGUGGCCAGGUAUUUAGCAUUUUUGGGGGGGGUUUACCUUUUUCUUACGUAUUAUCAAACUGAUAUGCUGUGUCAAGCUUGGGACGAGCUGUGUCAUUUCGACCGUUGGCUAAAGCUGAAGCCUGACUGCUUUGCACUGUCGCUCCAUAACGUGUGCCAACGUAGUCUGACCAAGAUAACCGCUUAUUUAUUGACUUUGUGUGCCCAUGGACGACUUCUCAAGCACUUGACCUUCCACAUCGAAAAUGUUUACUUGUCCAUUUUUGUCAAAGAGAAUUUUGAUAAAGCUGUACCGUACCACAUAAUUUUGGAUAUUAAUACAAAAAGGCCUUGUAUGUCCACUCACUGAAUUGAUUAUACUCGUAACAGUUAUUAAAACAAGUUCUAUGGAAUAA
Molecule: messenger RNA, 3403 nt
Organism: Conger conger (European conger)
Lineage: Eukaryota; Metazoa; Chordata; Actinopteri; Anguilliformes; Congridae
Gene: orai2
Product: ORAI calcium release-activated calcium modulator 2
Exons: 3
Coding region: 155-937 (260 amino acids)
Biological process (GO): store-operated calcium entry
Cellular component (GO): membrane
Molecular function (GO): store-operated calcium channel activity
Source: RefSeq, a predicted model, not a curated record